AAUGUUUUAGAAAAGAAAAAAACUCCCGUUGUGUUCUUUGCUGCUGCACUCUCACGUAUCUCCCCUCUUUCUCUGUUCUUCGCCUGAGAUCCCGAAAAUUGGAGAGGGCGUUGAAAAACUUUUGGACCCGGCAUAUGCGAGGAAGCUCCGCUAUUAACAUGUUGUUGAGGGAGGGGAUGCCAUCGGUCAACGAUUUGAUGCAGUGGCAGGCGAAGCACUAGAACAUCUGUGCUCUUAGCAGCGACAAUGACGGCGACCUUAAUCCCGUCGCAGCACAUGGACAUCAUUUUGUGAGUUCGUUUCUAAAAUAUUCUUUUUUAAUUAUUAUUUUUUUCUUCACACAAACAUAACAGAUAGUAUUAACGCCGUUUUCGGCGGGAGAGAGUCAUUCAACUGGACGCUACAUACCUCGUGACUCGUGUCAUAAUAUGGAAGUGCUGGGCACGUGGAGGGGCCGGCUCCUUUUAUAAGUUCCCCACUCCUUCCCUCCUUGUCCGUGUAUCAGCCUAAUUCCUUCAAGCUUUUCCUCCCUGCUUAACUCUUCAAGGUUCGACCAGUUCAUUCAUUCUUCGGCGGACAAUGACGAUAGCCUUGAAGACCUCCGACGGUCAAAUAUUCGAGGCAGGGGAGGCGGCGGCGACGCAAGCGGGGGUGAUCAAGCUCAUGAUGGAAGACGGCUGCGCCGGCGACAUCAUCCCCAUCCCCAACGUCACCGGCGCCACCCUCUCCAAGGUCCUUCAGUACUGCAAGAGGCACGCUGACGCCGAUGCUUCCGCAAGCACAUCCGUCGCUGGUUCCGCCGCCGGCGCUCUGGAGUCCUGGGAUGCCGACUUCUUGAAAGUCGAUCAAAACGCCCUAUACGAUCUCAUCAUGGCUGCGAAUUACUUGGAUGUAAAGGGGCUGCUGGAACUGACGUGCCGAGCGGUGGCGGAUAUGAUAAAGGGGAAGAAGCCGGAGGAGAUAAGGAAGAUAUUUAAUAUUGAGAAAGAUUUCACGCCGGAGGAAGAGGAGGAGGUUCGGCAGGAGAACCAGUGGGCACUCGAGUGAAUGAAAUUUUGAACACGCGACGGCAUAGUUUAAUAAUUUCAUAGUGGCUGAUAUUAGGGCAGUAAUUUUAUUAGUAGCCAAUUUUUUUUUUUUGGAGAAAAUUUUUGUGUAGGUAGCAUAUUACGAUUUAGAUAUUUGGUGAUCGGUAAAACUUUAUAAAAUUGUUUUUGCUGAGAAAUUCAUUUAAGUGGAUUUAUUUAUCAUUAUUUUUUUUAAA
Messenger RNA from Malania oleifera, 1264 nucleotides. RefSeq names its product SKP1-like protein 1B. The record is from RefSeq and is a predicted model, not a curated record. The transcript is spliced from 2 exons. Gene Ontology annotation, cellular component: cytoplasm; nucleus. Bases 580 to 1047 code for a protein of 155 amino acids. Gene Ontology annotation, molecular function: cullin family protein binding. Lineage: Eukaryota; Viridiplantae; Streptophyta; Magnoliopsida; Santalales; Ximeniaceae. Gene Ontology annotation, biological process: SCF-dependent proteasomal ubiquitin-dependent protein catabolic process.